CUGCGUCGUCCGUCGACAACUCCUGCAGAGUCCGUCAACAAGCGACAACAAUCCCUAACCAUCAUCAUCAAUAGGCCAAGAGGAGGAACGGAAGAGCUCCGGAAGCAAAUACAGAGUGACGAUACCUGCAACUCGCAACAUUCGUUUCAAAGCAGAAACCCGGCCUAUAUAGUGCAAUCGCAAACUACGGACUCGCGCAGAUCAAGAAUCGAAUCAAACGAUCGGGCAGUCAAGAAAUAAUUCGAACCGCGCGCUAACAACCAUGUCGAAGAAGAUUGUAACCUCCGCCGCAUCUCUGUGCCGCAACCAGUGCCAGCUUUCCAGGCUAUUUUCGGACGCACUGUCGAUUUCGACGUCACGAUCACCAUCGCUGUCAAUUUCGUCGGCUAGGUUCUCCAGUGGAUUGCCUCCACCGGUGGCCACCACCAAUAACACGAGAUCCCUCCUGUCGAGGGCGGCGUUCGGCGCGAAUACUACCGACAACAACGAUUGGACGACGACAAUUCGUCGAUCGAUGGCCACUAACCGCAAGGUUAUCGACGCCAAGAAUGCAAGGCGCUUAAAGAUACAGCAAAAGAAGAAGAAAAACGCGAACAAGGUGCGUAGGGUACGCUCGGUAUGAUUCGAUUCGAUUCGAUACGAUACGAUUCGAUACGAUACGAUUCGAUACGAUACGAUACGAUACGAUAAGAUGCAAAUCAAAUCGAAUCGGAUCAAUGUUCCUUUUGUUACGCGAAAGUCGUGGAUAGUUUUUGUCUGUGUGGCAAUCGCAGCUAUUUGCCGAUGGCAGCCACAUGCAUCAAUCCCUUUCUUCUCUGCUAAUUCUUUUUGUUUCGUCUUGUUGUGUUGUUUCUGCUCCCAUGUCACGAAUAUCGCAGCCCGGAGCAGCAGUGGCCACCGCGGAAGAUGCUUCUGGCGAAACCGCCGACAAAAACAGCCCCUUCCUGCAGCACCAGGAGUGGGUCAAGUUCCAGCAAUCUAUCACGGUCGAGGGCUUCCAGACCGGCCAGACCACAACCGCCACCGCCCUCAAGAAGAGCAGGGGCGGGAAGCAGGCCCGGAGAAAGCGGGAGAAGGAACUUGCACGCCUAGGUGCUCUCUCCGACCCGUCGGAAGAGAACAUCUCGGCGGUCGCCCAGAAAUUCCCGGCCAUUCGCUACUCACCGGAGGAAACAGAGGAACUCCUCAAGCAAGCAUACGCGACCCUCCCGGAGCGGGCCGGGAAGCGGGGGAACCGCAACCUCCGGCGGCAGGCCGAACGCUGGCGCAGGGUCCGGAAGAUCCGUUCCGAUUACAAGGCCCACAUUCUGGAAGCACACCACCGCCGGAUGGAGGCCCGUAGCUACAAGCGGGAGCGGACCAAGGCCGCCAGGGAGGAAGCGGCACACCUGCGGCAAAAGGACGUAGAGUACCAGGGAGCCGUUCUCAGGCGGUGGGCAGAGACCAUGGGAGGAAGCGGAAACGCAUCCGCGUAGAGCGAGAAUAGAAGGACUUAAAUAAGUGAACCGACGAACCGACUAACAACACUGCUCACGACCGGAAAACUAUUCCCUGCGACAGCGGAAACCUGUUAUCCAUUUUUCUCACUCAAUGCGAUGGGCCAAAACCUGAUGUCUCUCAUAGUAUCAUUUCUAGUAUCACAAUACUUUAGCCAGUCAUGCAACACAUGAAAUUCCGUUGCGUUCUUGAAAAACGAUGCCCAUUCUCUAUGUUUGAAAGUUUUCAGGCAGUGACUUUGUAAUCAACUCAAGACAACUUCUUUGUCCUCUCAGCAACAACAGAGAUUGCUCCUAUCAUUACUGACAUUGACUGGUUGGUAUAGUGGACUUCGCAAGCUGCCUCUGUGUUUGACCUGGACAACAAGCAAUCAAAUUUGGCCAAGAAAUUUUGUUUGACAAAUACAUAAAAUGGUCCAGGUACGACACUUCCAAAAAAUCUUGAUUCACAGGUUAUGUUUGACCCUAUGUGUCAACCAAUCAACUGCAAUUUGUUGGAGGAGGAACUUGACAAUGACACACCUACUUUUGACCCUGACCCUGACCCUUCCCCCCCUAUCCAAAGACACUGGUAAUGCACAUAAUCAAGCUGAACGCAACUGGGAAUGUAAUCCCUCUUGCUUCUCAAAAGAAUCAUUAAACACUCCAAUUGAGAUGCCCACACAUCAGAGCCAUGUAUCCAACAAAUGAAAGGUCAAAAUCAAGCUCUUGAAACUCAUAAUCAAACACAAAAUUUCUCUUGCUGCCAAGAGGGAGUCAUACCAAUGAGAGGCCAAAGCUGAGCAUCUUGAACUCUUAUCAUAGGCACAUGGGAACCUACUAUUCAAAAAACGAAAAUCUGUGAUGAAAGAAUUUUACAUUCACUGGCAUUGCAAUACCUCAGUUGAUCCAUUUGAUUGCCAUAAAAAACAAAUGUACGUUAGGUCAUUUAGGAAAGCUCUGCAUUCCCUACUUAUGAAUGUCAUGUUGGCUACAUAUGACAACCUUUCAUUCCCCAGCAAGAAUGACCCAACAUCCAUUGAUUUGAAUCUGUUGCUUGACGACAACAAUAUUUUUUUGUGAACUACACCACAGAAGCUGUUGGAUUAUUACUAGGAACAAAAAAUGCAAACCAGAACUGAAUGAACUUUUGGUCCUACUUAUCCUCUACAUGGACAGAAAUGCCAUUAACAACAGUGGGCUCAUGUCCGUCCCCCCUCAACAGAUUGUUGGAAUGUUCAGUACAGCAACUUAAUACACUCAUUGAAACCUA
Pseudo-nitzschia multistriata is the source of this 2748-nucleotide messenger RNA. Lineage: Eukaryota; Bacillariophyta; Bacillariophyceae; Bacillariales; Bacillariaceae. The record is from the annotation of a GenBank genome assembly.